Fulmarus glacialis (Northern fulmar) is the source of this 756-nucleotide messenger RNA. RefSeq names its product lysozyme g-like. Gene Ontology annotation, cellular component: extracellular region. Gene Ontology annotation, molecular function: lysozyme activity. Gene Ontology annotation, biological process: peptidoglycan catabolic process; defense response to Gram-positive bacterium. Lineage: Eukaryota; Metazoa; Chordata; Aves; Procellariiformes; Procellariidae. The record is from RefSeq and is a predicted model, not a curated record. Bases 1 to 756 code for a protein of 251 amino acids. The transcript is spliced from 5 exons.
AUGCUGCAAAGAGCACUGGCAAAAGCCGUAACCGGUUCUCCAUCCCUGCAGCAGCUCCGAGCCUGCAGCAGCUCCGAGCUCUCACUGGAGCCUGCAAGCUGCAGCCUGCUCGACAUCACACAGAUGACAGACAGGGCUGUUGUUAUGAUGAACCCUCAUGUGGACAUGCCAUUCUCCCCCAGCAGUCUGAAUACAGGCUGUUUGGAGCGUUAUGGGAAUAUACUGAAUGUUGACACAACUGGAGCUUCGGAGGCAACCGCAAAACCAGAAGGUCUGAGCUAUGCAGGAGUUCCUGCCUCAGAGAAGAUUGCAGAAAGAGAUUUGAAGAACAUGGAGAAAUACCAAGCCAAGAUUACAAAAGUUGGCAACAGCAAGUGUGUUGACCCAGCUGUGAUUGCUGGUAUUAUCUCUCGAGAGUCACACGCUGGGACAGUGCUGAAGGAUGGCUGGGGUGACCACGGAAAUGCAUUUGGUUUAAUGCAGGUUGACAAACGGUACCAUAAGAUUGUCGGGUCAUGGGACAGUGAAGAGCACUUAGCACAAGGCACAGAGAUUUUAUGUGGGAUGAUAAGGGAAAUCCAGAAGAAGUUCCCAACAUGGACAAAGGAACAGCAGCUCAAAGGUGGGAUUUCAGCCUAUAAUGCGGGAGCUAAAAACGUCCAGACCUACGACAGAAUGGAUAUUGGCACAACGCACAAUGACUAUGCCAAUGAUGUGGUUGCAAGAGCCAAGUUUUAUAAAAGAAAUGGAUACUGA